This is a messenger RNA of Camelina sativa (false flax), 4145 nucleotides long. Its product is annotated as putative disease resistance protein RPP1. The record is from RefSeq and is a predicted model, not a curated record. Gene Ontology annotation, molecular function: ADP binding. NCBI's taxonomy places the organism in Eukaryota, Viridiplantae, Streptophyta, Magnoliopsida, Brassicales, Brassicaceae. Gene Ontology annotation, biological process: signal transduction; defense response.
UGCUUUGCAACUUGUGAUCCUCCUCCACAUAGCUCUCUUUUAAGGAUCUGUGAUAUUCAUCAUCUCUCCAGCCAUACUUGCUAAUGGAUUCUUCUUCUUUUUUCCUAACCACUGUUGUUGCUGCAACAAUAGGCUUGUUCACGCUUUUUAAAAAACUCAGACUCCAUCAAGAAGAUGACAAAGAAACGUCAUCACCACCUCCAUCUCCUUCAUCUUCUCUAUCUCUUUCAUCUCCUCCAUCUCCUUUGAAUCGCAUCUGGACACACCACGUCUUUCCAAGCUUCCGAGGGGAAGAUGUCCGUAGAGACUUUCUUAGUCACAUUCAGAUGGAGUUUCAAAGAAUGGGAAUCACACCAUUUAUUGAUAACGAGAUCAAGAGAGGAGAGUCCAUCGGUCCUGAACUCAUUCGGGCGAUUCGAGAAUCCAAGAUUGCAAUUAUCUUACUCUCGAGAAACUACGCUUCUUCGAGCUGGUGUCUUGACGAAUUGGCAGAGAUUAUGAAGUGCAGGGAAGAACUUGGUCAAACGGUGAUGGUUGUUUUCUAUAAAGUGGAUCCGUCUGAUGUAAAAAAACUAAACGGAGAUUUUGGGAAAAUCUUCAAAAAAACUUGUGUCGGUAAAACAAAACAGGACAUUGGGAGAUGGAGACAAGCUUUGGCAAAAGUAGCCACAAUCGCCGGUUACCAUUCAAACAGCUGGGAUAAUGAAGCGGCUAUGAUAAAAAAAAUAUCUACUGAUAUUUCCAACAAGUUGAAUAAUUCGGUAUCAUCAAGUGAUUUCGACGAGUUGGUUGGUAUGAGAGCUCAUUUGGAGGAGAUGAAACGAUUGUUGUGCCUAGAUUCAGAUGAAGUGAGGAUGAUUGGGAUUUGGGGUCCUUCUGGGAUCGGGAAGACCGCCAUUGCUAGAGUUGUGUACAACAAUCUCUCCACCAGUUUUCAACUGAGUGUCUUUAUGGAAUCAAUCGAAGCAAAAUAUACAAGACCUUGUUCCGAUGACUACAGUGCAAAGUUGCACUUACAACAGCAGUUUAUGUCUCAAAUAACCAACCAGAACGAUAUGAAGAUUUCUCAUUUGGGAGUUGUUGAAGACAGGCUAAAAGACAAGAAAGUUCUUGUAUUUCUUGAUGGUGUGGACAAGUCGAUGCAACUAGAUGCCAUGGCGAAAGAAACUCGGUGGUUUGGUCCUGGGAGUCGGAUUAUCAUCACAACUCAAGACCGAAAGCUUUUUAGGACACAUGGGAUUAGCCAUAUUUACAAAGUGGAUUUUCCACCAGCUGACGAGGCUCUUCAAAUGUUGUGCACAUAUGCUUUUGGUCAAAAGUCCCCUAAAGAUGGUUUUGAAGAACUUGCUUGGGAAGUUACAGAACUUGCUGGUAAACUCCCUUUGGGUUUAAGGGUAAUGGGCUCUUAUUUUCGAGGAAUGUCUAAGCAGGAUUGGGCAAAGGAACUUCCAAGGUUAAGGACUAGCCUUAACGCCGAUAUUCAAAGCAUUUUGAAGUACAGUUAUGAUGCCUUAGAUGAGGAAAAUAAAUAUUUAUUUCUUCAUAUAGCUUGCUUUUCUAAUCAUGAAGUGAUUGAGAAAGUGGAAGACCAUCUUGCAGAGAUGUUCUUGGAUGUGAGGCACGGGCUUAACGUAUUAGCAGAGAAAUCUCUCAUCUCUAUAAAUAGAUAUGUAAGCAUGCAUAAUCUGCUAGUCCAACUAGGUAGAGAUAUAGUCCGUAAACAGUCUGUUCGUGAGCCUGGACAACGCCUAUAUUUGGUUGAUGCAAAAGAAAUUUGUGAAAUACUCACUGAUGAUGUAGAAGCUAGUAGAAGUGUCAUAGGCAUAGAUUUCGACUAUAGCAUGAAUGGGGUCAAGGAAAAUUUCCAUAUAAGUGAGAGAGCCUUUCAAGGAAUGACUAAUCUCCAAUUCUUAAAAUUAUGGGGGUGGUUCCGGGAGUAUACAUCACUUCUACCAUGUGGUUUAGAGUAUAUGCCUCCAAAACUUCGAUUACUAGAGUGGAAGUAUUUUCCGAUGACAUGUUUGCCUCCUAUUUUCAACUCGGAGUUCCUGCUCGAAUUACAGUUGUGUUAUAGCAAACUUGAGAAACUGUGGGAAGGAAUUAAACCGCUUCCAAAUCUGAAGUGGAUUGAUUUGAGUUGGUCUAAAAACUUGAAAGAGCUUCCUGAUCUCUCAACUGCCACCAAUCUUAAGGAAUUAAAUCUUGAAGAUUGCUCCAGCCUGGUGGAGCUCCCCUCUACUAUUGGGUAUACCAAAAAUCUUCAGAAAUUGAAUCUCCGUAGGUGCUCAAGACUGAUCAGUCUCCCCUCUUUCAUUGGAAUUUCCUCUCAUCUCCAAGAGUUAUCUCUCGAUGGAUGCUCAAGUCUGGUGGAGCUUCCUUCCUUUGUUGGUGAUCUCAGCAAUCUAAACAAAUUGGAUUUUAGUUAUUGCUCAAGUCUGGUGAAGCUUGGUUCCUUUGUUGGUGAUGUCAGCAAUCUAAAAAGAUUGGAUUUUAGCCGUUGCUCAAGUCUGGUGGAGCUUCCUUCCUUUGUUGGUAAUCUCAGCAAUCUAGAAGAAAUGAAUCUUAUCCACUGCUCAAGUCUGGUGGAGCUUACUUCCUUUGUUGGUAAUCUCAGCAAUCUAAAAGAAUUGGAUCUUAGCCAUUGCUCAAGUCUAGUGGAGUUCUCUUCCUUUAUUGGUAAUGCCACUAAUCUAGAGGAUUUGUAUCUUAGCUAUUGCUCAAGUCUGGUAAAGCUUCCCUUUUCUAUUGGAAACCUUCAGAAGUUGCAGAUUUUGAAAUUACGAAGCUGCUCUAAGCUAGAGUUUCUUCCGAACAACAUCAAUUUGGAAUCUCUCGACUCACUUGAUCUAACUGAUUGCUUGCUGUUGAAAAGUUUUCCUGAGAUCUCCGCAAACCUUAGCGUUCUCGAUCUCACAGGAACUGCAAUAGAAGAAGUCCCUUCAUCAAUCGAAUCUUGGUCGUCUCGUCUCAUUGAGUUGUGUAUGUCGUACAGUGAAAGACUCAAGGAAUAUCCUCAUGCUUUUGACGCCAUCACAGAUCUGCACGUGAGUGACAAAGAAAUACAAGAGCUUCCUCCAUGGAUCCAGAAAUUCUCUCGUCUGGAUACACUUAAGCUCGAUGGUUGCAAAAAGCUGGUGUCAAUCCCACAAAUUCCAGAUUCCAUUGAAACCAUAGAUGCAACAGACUGUAAAUCCCUGGAAGAGGUUCCCUCAUGCAUCAGCAAAUUCUCUCAUCUGCAUACACUCGUGCUCAAGAGAUGCAAAAAGCUGGUAUCACUCCCACAGAUUCCAGAUUCCCUCACUUCCAUAAAUGCGGAAGAUUGCGAGUCCCUGGAGAGACUAGAUUGCACCUUUCAAAAUCCAGAGAUUUAUAUUUUCAACUUUGCUAAGUGCUUCAAAUUGAAUCAAGAAGCCAGAGACCUCAUCAUCCGAACACGGAUUAGGCAUUGUCAUGCGGUCUCACCCGGCAGAGAAGUGCCUGCAUACUUCACUCACCGAGCUGCUACUGGAGGUUCUUUGACAAUCGAGCUAAAUGAGAAGCCUCUUCCUACAUCCAUGAGAUUUAAAGCUUGCAUUUUGCUGGUUAAUGAAGGUGUCCAUGAAGCUUUCUCUCACGUUGAUGUUACGUGCAAAAAGAGCACGACUGCAAUAUAUCCCAUUUUAACAGAGCAUCUGUACAUAUUUGAACUCGAAAUGGAUGUGACUUCCAGCGAGCUUGUCUUCGAGUUCAAGGUCGACCAUAGGGAUUGGAAGGUAGGACAAUGCGGGGUACUCCAACUCUCGGAGGUCCCUUGAUGAAUCAUAAAAAGGCGAUUUCAGUGACACACCCUUGAUGAAACUGCUGUCUAUGCCAAAGUAUUGGAGACUGUCACUACAAUUCAAGAGCAUAAUGAGAGAAUCAAGAAGAGGUAAUCUUAUUUACGUUAAUGAUAGAUUCUGUGCGAUACUAAGGGAAUUUGGAAGCACUGGGCAUCUGCAAAUUUUAAGAUCUUCUUUUAGGAUUUCAAAUGGUACUUUAGUCACAAAAGGUCAUGUGUAUCUGCAACCUCAAUUCUUCUUAAAUUUGUUAAUCUUGAACCAUUAUUGUUGAUCUUUUCUAUAUAUAAAAAAAAAAAAUCAUCUGAAGAAAGCAUUUUCAAUUUUAAA